AUGUCAAAAGACCAGGCUGCAGCCAAAGUCAAACAUUUGUUUGCAACGAUGAGGUCAAAAACCAAAAAGGGGAUGCCUCUAGCUGCACCAAAUGGGUUUUCUCCAUCCGACAUGGAGCACAUCGCAAAAUGGUGCUGUAGGCAUCUUGGUCUUACUGAUCUCGAUGUCAGCCCUAGCAUAACAAUGUCGUCAGCUGGGCCAAGGACGCCAGAUGAACCGCAGCCACAAACACCUCCGGAGGACACGUCCAAGCGGACUGAAGCACAGACACUGCUCCCGCACCACACCCAUCAGCCAACAAAGUCGGUUCUCAGACAUCCGGCUGACCGAAACAAAAGAAAACGUAGUAUCCAGUACGCUCCGGAUGGAGACCUGAAAACAGAGGUCACGAUUCCCUCGUACAAGUCAUUGGGCGAAGGUUUGUGGUUUCAGUGUCCCGGGUCCUUGGUCAAUUGCGAUCAUUGCAAUCGGUUGGUGCCGCAGGCGAUGGGCUCUUUGCAGGGAGCUCCAGCCAGAUCGCAGUUUGCACAAAAUUUGUUUCUUUGCCAAGAAUGCUCCGCUCGAGCCCAGUGA
This is a messenger RNA of Durusdinium trenchii, 573 nucleotides long. Lineage: Eukaryota; Dinophyceae; Suessiales; Symbiodiniaceae. The record is from the annotation of a GenBank genome assembly.